AUGUCAAGAGAUACCGAAACACCCUCCCCACCUCCGCCUAGCACUGCCCAGCCUCAGAGUAACGCUGCUGCCGUGAGUGGCUCAGGAGGGUCAUCAUUCUUCCUGCGAGAAAGGGAGAGGCUUCUAGGGGAGAUCGCCGAGUCCAUGGGACAGAUUCUCAACAAUAGCAACGCCCUGAACCGCAAGCUCGAGGAGUCCAUCCUUGUCGGAAAAGAAUUCGAGCCAGUAGCUGCGUUAUGGGGUCGUUUCGCCUCGAGUAUGGCGAGCAUGGGUGUUCCCAAUCCUCAAGAGUACGAUGGAGCCGGGUCAGCAGGGGCGAAUGGAGCUGCUGGUGUUGGAGGAGAUGAGAUUGGGAUGGGGGAGGAACAGGGAGUGGGAGGUGAGGAGAGGGAAGGGUUCAGGAGGAGCGUGCCGGCUGCUGCUGCUGGAGCAGGGGGAGAGACGAUGCCUUUGGGUGUUGCUCCUGGUGGGGGAAGCUGGAGUGCUGCACCUCCUUCUGGCUCAUAG
Microstroma glucosiphilum is the source of this 507-nucleotide messenger RNA. RefSeq lists its product as hypothetical. NCBI's taxonomy places the organism in Eukaryota, Fungi, Basidiomycota, Exobasidiomycetes, Microstromatales, Microstromataceae. Gene Ontology annotation, cellular component: spindle microtubule; mitotic spindle pole body; DASH complex. The transcript has 3 exons. The coding region runs from base 1 to 507 and encodes 168 amino acids. The record is from RefSeq and is a predicted model, not a curated record.